UCACCUGUAGCUACUAUGUUUAGCUAGCUAGUUUUCAUGUCAUUUCGAUAUUAGAACUUCUUGUAACACCAUGGACUGUUAAAGAACACGGAAUAUUUAUAACAUAUUUAUUUUGUCACCUUUUUUCGUGACUUGUCUGAUUUGUUUUAAGAUGUAUGGCGUAGAUUAGGGGUGUCAAAUUUAGUUGCUAACACCGCCUCCAACCCUGUUUCAUCACAUUUACCUGUAGGAUUCAAAGAAGACAAACGGACUCUAUUAGUUUGAUCAGGUAACUGAAACUCAACUGCGCAGAGCUUCGUCCCUUCAGGAACUGAGUUUGUCGCCUGUGGCGUAGAUUAUAAAUCUGCUUUCACUUUCUUAUUCUUUCAACCUCAACCCCUUCACCGGAAGAGUUAAGCGUUAAGGUGAUCCAACUUUGCUCAGCAAGAUUUCUACGAACAACUGUAGACUACUUAAGAUAUAAGCGAACGUUUUUUAUCCCUUCACUUCAGAAUAUAAUGUUGGAAAAAAUUUAUUACAAAGUCAUGACACCUAAAAAUGUUGAACAAACUGCUCUAGAAUUCGAGGAAAAUCUAAAAAAGAAUAUAAAAUAUGUUAAAUUAAAAAAUGUGGAGAGGGGAAAAAAAACAAGAGAAAAGCCCAGUGAUGUUCACCUGGCUUUCUGUCCGGUAGUUUCUCGCACUGGAACUGACAUUGAUGCGACACUCAAGAAAAUUAAAGACGAUACACCGACCAUUUUAGUGGUGCUUCAUCACACAUUUGACACUGAGGUUGUUGUGUCAAAUAGCAGUACAUUUGUGGCAAGGGAGAAUAUGCUUGUUGUUGACUGUCUGUUCUACGAGGGUAAAGGAUUGCUUGCCUGUAAAAAAAAUAAGGAGGCUUAUAAAGAAGCUGCAAAGUGGCUAAAAAACCGAAAGGAAGCUGUUGGCAAUUCAAGCCGCAAGCAGGACACAUCCUCCCCAGAUGUCCGGUCUAGUAGAAAUGAUCAUAAUAGAGAUGAACGCAAAAAACCUGAUGCCUCCAAGAAAAAAAAGAAAACUUGUGUUAUUCUCUGAACAGUGAAAUUGAUCACAUCAGGCAAGCACUGCAAAAUACAACAAACUUUAAAAUUUUACAUUCUGCACAUCUGUAUUGGAAAACAACAUGGUGGAUUAAUUUUUUAUUGUUUCAUAUGUUUUAAAUGCAUUUUUAUGACCAAUGUUGAGAAUAAUCCUAGUCUAGAUUUAUAAUGUAACCCACUACACUACACUGGGCCUGUUUUCAGUACAUUUCCUCAAAUGACUCUAUUAGCAUGGUCAACAAUCAUCAAAAGAAUAGUGUAAUAAGGUGUGAUGGUCACUAUCAUGCAGCAUUUGGGACCUUGAUUUCUGAUAUGUGAUUCAAUGUGCACAUGGUGUGAGAGGAAGAAAGCAAGAUUAUCUGCCUGCAUAAAGUCUGCAUGAACUCAAAAUGUACAAUGUUCAUUUUACUAGCACAAAUUAGUCUUUAUGUGAACAAUUAAUCAGUGGAAGUUAAUACACUGAAAAAAAAAACAAUUAAUACUAUGAGACAUAUUUAAUUUGUACGAAAAAUGAACAAAAGUCUUUAUUAACUUCUCUCUUUAUCAAUUAAUAAACAUUAUUUUAACAUUACACUUUCAGGCCUGUAGCCAGCUUAUUGAAAGGAGGUCUUAUUUGUUUUCUAAAAACUCUUUAUAGUUAUUCACCUGAUUUUCUGUUUAAUUGGGGUAUACAUAUUACAUUUUAGUGACAUAUUAAGAACUUGUAUUUGCUGGAAUAUCUUGUUGGAUAGUUAUUAUAACUACACUUUUUGAUGUACCAAAAAUA
Molecule: messenger RNA, 1826 nt
Organism: Danio rerio (zebrafish)
Lineage: Eukaryota; Metazoa; Chordata; Actinopteri; Cypriniformes; Danionidae
Source: RefSeq, a predicted model, not a curated record